GUCAGUUUGAAGAAUCAGGCAGUACCCUAUGGGAAUAUCAUUAAAAACAACUCAUAUAGAAUGGAGGGUCUGCCUGAUGGUGUUAUUUUCAAAGACCCUAAUUCUUAUGGUUUGUCUACUCUUAGGCAAAUCAUAAGCCAGAAAGAAUCCAUCAAAUUUGUAAACGUGACACCAGCUUCCACACUUGCCUCAUCUGCAACAUCAUCCAAGGAAUUAGAAAAUGGAAAUAUUACGGAUGUCACGGAUGCUCCAGCUAUUCCUUUAGAACUGAGAGAAGUACCCAUGGAGGAAGUAGCCGAUGCUUUAGAUAUUACUAUAGAAUUAGAAAAUGGAAAUAUUACGGAUGUCACGGAUGCUCCAGCUAUUCCUUUAGAUCUGAGUAACAUGCACAUGGAGGAAAUCACAGGUGCUCCAGAGAUUCCAUUAGAUGUUUUAGAUUCAUUAGCUGCAACAAUUCAUGGUGAUGCUGUAGAGGAGCAAACAAGUGUUAUUAUACCUAAAGAAGAAGAAGAGUCAAAUGACAUGUACAAAGUGUCCAGUCUUCUUGCCAAAAAGAAAAUUGGAAGAAAACAGUUCUUUUUGGUGCACUGGGAAGGAUAUGAAUCUUCCGAAGCUACCUGGGAACCAAGAAAGAACAUUCCAAAUUAUUUCAUAAAAUCAUUUCUUAGGUAG
This is a messenger RNA of Mytilus californianus (California mussel), 672 nucleotides long. RefSeq names its product general transcription factor II-I repeat domain-containing protein 1-like. The record is from RefSeq and is a predicted model, not a curated record. Lineage: Eukaryota; Metazoa; Mollusca; Bivalvia; Mytilida; Mytilidae. Bases 61 to 672 code for a protein of 203 amino acids. The transcript is spliced from 10 exons.